This is a messenger RNA of Melopsittacus undulatus (budgerigar), 4497 nucleotides long. It is a transcript of the gene DCC, whose product is annotated as DCC netrin 1 receptor. NCBI's taxonomy places the organism in Eukaryota, Metazoa, Chordata, Aves, Psittaciformes, Psittaculidae. Bases 1 to 4497 code for a protein of 1498 amino acids. Gene Ontology annotation, cellular component: cell surface; plasma membrane; axonal growth cone. Gene Ontology annotation, biological process: axon guidance; neuron migration; isoprenoid biosynthetic process. The record is from RefSeq and is a predicted model, not a curated record. Gene Ontology annotation, molecular function: protein binding; catalytic activity. The transcript is spliced from 30 exons.
AUGCCAAAUCCUUCAGUAAGUACAGUUUGGCAAAUGCCAGUGGCAAACUGCCUUAAAGGACUCCCUGCUGUGAUCUCUGAAGCAGUCAGAGCAAAGCACCCUUACCACCUGCGCAAUGAAAUUGCUUAUGUUGUUUAUUUUGCAACAUGCCAUAAAUACAAAUCUGCAAGCCUUAAAUCCUCCAUGCAUGCCUGUAGGAAUAAAUUUUCUGUGCUGUGUAGUGGAAUUGAAGCACUCAUAAAGGGUUCACAGUUUAAGGCUUUUACAGCACUGAAAUUCUUGACUGAGCCUUCAGAUGUUGUCACCAUGCGUGGAAGCAACGUGCUUCUGAACUGUGUUGCAGAAUCAGAUCAAGGAGCCCCAGUUAUUAAAUGGAAGAAAGAUUCUGUCUUCUUAAACCUGGCAGUAGAUGAAAGGAGACAGCAGCUGGCAAAUGGAUCACUUCUGAUACAAAACAUAGUCCACUCCAGACACCACAAGCCAGACGAAGGUCUCUACCAGUGUGAAGCAUCUCUAGAAGGCAUUGGAGCUAUCAUCAGUCGGACAGCUAAGGUCAUGGUAGCAGGACCGCUGAGGUUUCUUUCCCAGACGGAAUCUAUCACGGCAUUUGUAGGAGACACGAUUCUGCUGAAGUGUGAAGUCAUCGGGGAGCCCAUGCCCGUGGUGCACUGGCAGCGAAACCAGGAGGACUUGUUCCUGAACUCAGCCGACAGCCGGGUGGCUGUCCUGCCCUCUGGAGCUUUACAGAUCAGCAGGGUCCAGCAUGGGGACAGUGGGAUCUACAGGUGCCUGGCGAAAAACCCAGCCAGCUCAAGAACUGGAAACGAUGCAGAAGUCAGGGUUUUGGCAGAUCCAGGUUUGCACAGGCAGCAGUUUUUCCUGCAGCGACCGUCAAAUGUGGUGGCCAUGGAAGGGAAGGAUGCUGUUUUGGAGUGCUGUGUUUCUGGGUACCCGCCUCCCGCCUUUACAUGGCUGCGAGGAGAUGAAGUGCUCCCCAUCAGGUCCAAAAAGUAUUCCUUGCUGGCUGGGAGUAACCUCCUUAUAUCAAAUGUGACUGAUGAUGAUUCUGGAACAUACACAUGCGUAGUCACCUACAAAAAUGAGAACAGCAGCGGCUCUGCAGAGCUGUCAGUGAUGGUUCCACCGUGGUUUUUAGUUCACCCUUCAAAUAUUUAUGCCUACGAGAGUAUGGAUAUUGAGUUUGAAUGUACUGUGUCUGGUAAGCCUGUUCCUAUGGUGGAGUGGAUCAAGAAUGGAGAAGUGGUCAUUCCCAGCGACUAUUUUCAGAUAGUGGGUGGCAGCAACUUAAGGAUUCUGGGCUUGGUAAAGUCAGAUGAAGGUUUUUAUCAGUGUGUAGCUGAAAAUGAAGCUGGAAACGCACAGGCCAGUGCACAGCUAAUCAUCCCAGAGCCUGCUGUCCCAAGUUCCAGUGUCCUCCCCUCUGCUCCCCGAGAUGUGGUCCCUGUUUUGGUCUCCAGCCGAUUUGUCCGUCUCAGCUGGCGCCCACCUGCCGAAGCCAGAGGCAGUGUCCAGACAUACACGGUCUUCUUCUCCAGGGAUGGCGUUAACAGGGAACGGGCAGUCAACACGUCUCAGCCUGGAACACUUCAACUCACUGUGGGCAACCUGAAACCAGAGGAAACCUACACCUUCCGAGUGGUGGCAUACAACGAGUGGGGACCUGGAGAGAGCUCGCAGCCCAUCAAGGUCGCCACGCAGCCAGAGUUGCAAGUUCCCGGCCCGGUGGAAAACCUGCGGGCUGUGUCUACUUCACCAACCUCGAUUCUCGUCUCCUGGGAUCCUCCUGCCUAUGCCAAUGGCCCUGUCCAAGGCUACAGACUCUUCUGUACGGAGACAGCGACUGGAAGAGAGCAGCACGUGGAAGUGGAUGGGCUCUCAUACCGGCUGGAGGGGCUGAAGAAGUUCACUGAGUACACCCUACGCUUCCUUGCCUACAACCGCUAUGGUCCCGGUGUCUCCACUGAGGAUGUGACAGUCACCACGCUUUCAGAUGUGCCCAGUGCGAUGCCUCAGAACGUUUCCUUGGAAGUGGUGAACUCCAGGAGCAUCAAAGUUAGCUGGUUGCCUCCACCACCAGGUACUCAAAAUGGAUUUAUUACGGGCUAUAAAAUCCGGCAUAGAAAGACUACCCGCAGGGGUGAGAUUGAAACACUGGAGCCAAACAACCUCUGGUACUUGUUCACAGGACUUGAGAAAGGAAGCCAGUACAGUUUCCAGGUGGCUGCAAUGACAGUGAAUGGGACAGGUCCCUCCUCAGACUGGUACACAGCAGAAACACCCGAAAACGAUCUCGAUGAAUCUCAGGUUCCUGACCAGCCAAGUUCUCUUCAUGUCAGGCCCCUGACAACCAGUAUUGUCAUGAGUUGGACUCCGCCAUUGAACCCGAACAUUGUCGUCCGUGGGUACAUCAUUGGCUAUGGUGUAGGCAGUCCGUAUGCUGAGACUGUGCGGGUGGACAGUAAACAGCGGUAUUAUUCCAUUGAAAACUUGGAGCCAAGUUCCCACUAUGUGAUUUCCUUGAAGGCCUUUAACAAUGCAGGAGAAGGGGUGCCUCUGUAUGAAAGUGCGACCACCAGGUCAAUGACAGACCCCAUUGAUCCAUUAGAAGUUGAUUUUUAUCCUUUGCUUGAUGAUUUCCCUACCUCAGUCCCAGAUAUCUCCACCCCCAUGCUCCCACCAGUAGGUGUCCAGGCUGUUGUACUUACGCAUGAUGCAGUGAGGGUCAUCUGGGCAGAUAACUCUGUCCCAAAGAAUCAAAAGACAACGGAGGUUCGCUUCUACACGGUCCGAUGGAGAACAAGCUAUUCAACAAAUGCUAAGUAUAAGUCGGCAGAUACGACUGCUCUGAGUCACACUGUGAUCGGCCUGAAGCCGAACACCAUGUACGAGUUCUCUGUCAUGGUCACCAAAGGCCGGCGGUCCAGCACCUGGAGCAUGACAGCACACGCCACCACCUACGAAGCAGCUCCAACCUCUGCUCCCAAGGAUUUGACAGUCAUUACACGGGAAGGGAAACCACGGACUGUCAUUGUCAGCUGGCAGCCACCGUUGGAAGCCAAUGGAAAAAUCACUGCUUACAUCCUCUUCUAUACUUUGGACAAGAACGCUCCCAUUGAUGACUGGAUUAUGGAGUCCAUCAGCGGUGACCGGCUCACCCACCAGAUCAUGGAUCUCAACCUGGACACCGUGUACUACUUCAGAAUCCAAGCUCGCAACGCCAAGGGAGUGGGGCCCCUCUCUGAUCCCACUUUCUUCCGGACGCUGAAAGUGGAACACCCUGACAAAAUGGCUAAUGACCAAGGUCGUCAUGGGGAUGGUUCCUAUUGGCCAGUGGACACCAACCUGAUUGAUCGGAGCAGUCUGAAUGAGCCCCCCAUCGGGCAGAUGCACCCUCCCCACGGCAGCGUCACACCCCAGAAGAACAGCAACCUCCUUGUCAUCAUUGUCGUCACCGUCGGCGUCAUCACAGUGGUGGUGGUGGUGGUGGUGGCUGUCAUCUGCACCAGGCGCUCUUCAGCACAGCAGAGGAAGAAACGUGCAACCCACAGUGCUGGUAAGAGGAAGGGCAGCCAGAAGGACCUGAGACCCCCAGAUCUGUGGAUACACCACGAGGAGAUGGAAAUGAAGAACAUCGAGAAGCCAGCGGGCUCAGACCCUGCAGGAAGGGACUCACCAAUGCAGAGCUGCCAGGACAUCACCCCUGUUAGCCACAGCCAGUCGGAAACACAACUGGGAAACAAGAACACAACACAGCCUGGCCCUGAGACAGAAGAAGUUGGAAGUAGCAUGUCCACGUUGGAGCGCUCACUUGCUGCCCGCAGAGCCACCCGUGCCAAGCUCAUGAUCCCCAUGGAUUCACAACCAAACAACCCUUCUGUGGUCAGUGCCAUUCCGGUGCCAACACUAGAAAGUGCCCAGUACCCUGGAAUCCUGCCAUCCCCAACCUGUGGAUACCCACACCCGCAAUUCACCCUUCGUCCAGUGCCAUUCCCAACCCUCUCCAUGGACAGGACCUUUGGACCAGGAAGAACUGUUAACGAAGGACCAGCACCACAGCAGCCGCCUUUGCUGCCGCAGACACAGCCUGAGCACUCCAGCAAUGAGGAUGCCCCGAGUAGAACCAUCCCCACUGCUUGUGUCCGCCCUACACAUCCUCUCCGCAGCUUCGCCAACCCCUUGCUACCUCCACCCAUGAGUGCAAUAGAACCGAAAGUCCCUUACACACCACUUCUGUCUCAAACAGGGCCUAACCUCCCCAAGGCUCAAGUCAAAACUGCAUCCCUUGGCUUGGCAGGAAAAGCCAGGUCACCUCUGUUGCCUGUCUCAGUGCCCACAGCCCCGGAGGUUGCAGAAGAGGGACACAAGCAGACUGAGGACUCCGCAAAUGUUUAUGAGCAGGAUGAUCUGAGUGAACAGAUGGCCAGUUUGGAGGGGCUAAUGAAGCAACUCAAUGCUAUCACAGGCUCAGCCUUCUAA